ACGUGGCAUACAGCGGUUGCAGUACCAUGUAGGGGGGCUCUGUCUCGCUCGUCAAAUCGCGGGGCAUUGUGGGGCGGAGGCGGCCUUUCUCUGCGUCCAGGCGAUCGGGAAAUCUUCAAGUAAAUACGGUUUAACGGGGGGGAGGAACACUGCGAGCGGAACAUCCAACACAUCGAGACUGCGUUGAGCUGAGCCUUAAUUGUAAAAAAAACAAAAAAACAAAAAAAAAAACCGUAAUAUUACACAAAUAUGGGGCAGGAGGAUCUCAUGAACACCGCCGAAGACGUGGCGGACCAGUUCUUGCGGGUAACCAAACAGUACUUGCCCCACUUGGCGCGUCUGUGUCUUAUCAGCACCUUCCUGGAAGACGGCAUCCGCAUGUGGUUCCAGUGGAAUGAGCAGAGAGACUACAUUGAGGCUACCUGGAGCUGUGGCUACUUCUUGGCUACAUGCUUUGUGCUGCUUAACCUCAUAGGACAGCUGGGCGGUUGUGUCCUCAUCCUCAGUAGAAAUUUUGUACAGUAUGCCUGCUUUGGAUUAUUUGGCAUCAUAGCACUACAGACUGUCGCAUACAGCAUUUUAUGGGACCUUAAAUUUUUGAUGAGAAACCUUGCCCUCGGAGGUGGUCUGCUCCUGCUGCUGGCUGAGUCUCGUUCGGAAGGAAAGAGCAUGUUUGCUGGAGUCCCCUCCAUGGGAGAGAGUUCGCCAAAGCAGUACAUGCAGCUGGGCGGUCGGGUACUGCUAGUGCUCAUGUUCAUGACUCUGCUACACUUUGACUCCAGCUUCUUCUCUAUCCUGCAGAACAUGGUGGGGACUGCCCUCAUCAUCCUGGUGGCCAUCGGCUUCAAAACCAAGCUGGCGGCGUUGACCCUUGUCGUGUGGCUCCUGGUUAUCAAUGUCUACUUCAACGCUUUCUGGACCAUCCCCGCCUACAAGCCCAUGCAUGACUUCCUCAAGUAUGACUUCUUCCAGACCACCUCGGUCAUCGGCGGCCUGCUGUUGGUGGUGGCGCUUGGGCCUGGUGGAGUGUCCAUGGAUGAGAAGAAGAAAGAGUGGUAGGCAAGGAUAAAAUAAGAGGAUUGCCAAGCACCACUAACCCCCCCCCCAACUCUGACUGGGACACAAAGACCCUCCCUCUCCUCCAGUUUCCCCCCCACAAGGGUACACACGUUUUUUGUUCUUUUGGUUUUUUUUUUCCAGCUUAUUCUUUAUUUGGCCAAAUCCAUAGACACCAUCUCGCAGUUUGUUUUUCUAUUUUCCACUCAACUGCUAUUUUUAUAUUUUAGUUGAACAUUAUAAUGCCAGAUUUUUUCUAAACCCUUAAAAAAGCCCAUGUAUUUCAAAAUGUGAAGAAAACAAUUAACGGAUAAGUGGAAGAAAAGAUUUAUUAGUUCUGUUCAGAAGAAAAAUGAAAAGUUUAUUGUAUUUUAUGGGUCUUAUGCCAUACGUUAUCAUAAAUUGAUUUUCAUAUUUUCUGAAUAAAACUGGAAAAGUGGAGAGAGUGCAGCAGUUUGCUCCGCCCCCCUCCCAAUGGAUGCUUAUCUUUUUCUGUUAUUGGAUCUUGGAGUGUCUGAGACUUAAUCACCAUAUUGAUCCUGAAGCCUUGGGCACUGAUUUGACAGCAACUUGCCUUAACUCUCCAGGUUUCAACUCCCUUCUUUUUUUUUUUUCUUUUUUCCCUCUGAUACCCUACCCUUUCAGUAGAUCUUUACACCUAUACACCUUCAAUCUCAACUGACUCUUGUUCAUGGGGAGCUGAAUCUGGGGGGGACGUGUACAUUGUAUAGUGGUGGAUUGCAGUCGUGCUUGAUUGAAAAUUUCAACACAGUUGUUAGCUCCAGGACUUGUUAUUGGGCACUUUGUACUGUAUGUCUUUGGCAAACGCCUAACUAGUGAACUGUAUAUGAUCGGGGAUAAUAGGGGGGAGGCGCAACGUUUGUGAAACACCAUAUUCUGCGAUCUAGAAAAGCAAAGAGGACUAAGCAGAGUCACUAGCCACCUGAACUUUGUCUUUGCUCAGUGUUUUUUGCCCUGUGUAAGAAAAUAAAAAAAAAAUAUUCAUUGUAUUGA
Messenger RNA from Xiphias gladius (swordfish), 2070 nucleotides. RefSeq names its product surfeit 4 (gene surf4). The coding region runs from base 250 to 1059 and encodes 269 amino acids. The record is from RefSeq and is a predicted model, not a curated record. NCBI's taxonomy places the organism in Eukaryota, Metazoa, Chordata, Actinopteri, Istiophoriformes, Xiphiidae. Gene Ontology annotation, biological process: Golgi organization. The transcript is spliced from 6 exons. Gene Ontology annotation, cellular component: endoplasmic reticulum; endoplasmic reticulum-Golgi intermediate compartment; membrane.